Necator americanus (New World hookworm) is the source of this 360-nucleotide messenger RNA. RefSeq lists its product as uncharacterized. The transcript has a single exon. The record is from RefSeq and is a predicted model, not a curated record. Bases 1 to 360 code for a protein of 119 amino acids. Lineage: Eukaryota; Metazoa; Nematoda; Chromadorea; Rhabditida; Ancylostomatidae.
AUGGCAAAACCUCCCCAUAUAUUGCAAAAAGGUGCUGUCGUCCAGCACCAUGCCAGAGUCCACAUCCUAAAAGAUCGAAUGCCUAAGGGAAACACGGAAUCCUUGGCGACGAACAUCCGUCUCGUUACACAGAACUGCCGGUCGCUGUCAGGUGAACUUCAACAAGCCGCUCUAUCCAGACUUCUGCGAUAUCUGCAUGCAUCGUUUGCUGCAUUGCAGGAAAUACGCAUCAGAGAUCGCUCUCUCAUCAGUAUCGAUAAUUACAACAUACACUGUGCCGAUGCUGAUUGGACGAAAGUAAGUGGCUACGCGAUAGCUGUGAGGGACGAUUACAACAAUCUGGUGGAGGAUUUUGGCUGA